Molecule: messenger RNA, 3840 nt
Organism: Closterium sp. NIES-65
Lineage: Eukaryota; Viridiplantae; Streptophyta; Zygnematophyceae; Desmidiales; Closteriaceae
Source: the annotation of a GenBank genome assembly
AUGUCUUCGGCGUGGUGGUCCUCGCAGACAACAUUCGGCACUCCCAGGGGACUGGUACUUCUUUCCCUUUCGUUAUCCUUAACUCGUUCACUGCAAAACAUCCUCUCUGUGCACGCACGUCUCCCUCUUGACUUCCGCUUUGACUUCCUUCUCACCGCUCUCCCCCACUAUCCUGUGCAGAGCACGGUGAUUCACAGAGGUCCCCUGGGCACGGCGCGCACAGGUCAGCAGAGCGCCCACGCGCUCUUCUCAGGGACGCCAGGGUCGUCCCUGCAGCCCUACUCCUUCUCGCACACUUCCUUCCGGCCUCUCUCUGACGGCCACAAGCAGCUCGUGCAGCAGCUGAGGCUCUGGGCGCAUGGCUUCCCCUUCCUCAUCCGCCCACCCACAGCGCCAGAGCCGUUGCUGACCAUCAGCAGCAUCGAUGCAGACAUUGCGUUUGAUCUCUGCGUGCAGGUCAGUCAGCCUGUUAACUGUGUGGCACAUAGUAAAGAGGGAUCGCAUGGUGGUGCUCUUCGUCUGGGACGGCACCGACCUCCCUCUCCCCUCGCUUUCCGCGUCAGUCCUGCUACCUCCUCUCUGCCGUGCUUCCGCGCAUUCCUCUGGCCCCUUCGCUUUCGUCUCUCGUCACUGCCUUUCCAUUUUCAGGCACGUUCAUCACCCUUCUUUAGACCCAGCACCACUUGUCCUUCCAUCACUCACCCAUCCUCUCGCCCGUGCUCCACUCCAUUUCGUCCCUCUUCCACGCUCUACUGCACUCAACCACUCAAUCUCUCUUCUGCCGUCUCUUUUCUGUGCAGGCCGGCAGCACCAAUCCCCUCCAGUCAUUCCCCGCAUCACGGCCAGCCAUACAAUGCCCCCGAAUCCUCCUCUACACCAUCUGCGCCCUCCAGCUCAUCCCUACCCCAACCCCCACCCACUAGGCCACCCACAUCAACCCCUGCAUCAGCAUCGGCGCAUGCAGGGGUGCAUCCCGCCUCUCCUCCUCCCUGCACUCGCUCAGGGUACCCACAUUUUGCCGUUGGCGGUCGCCCUGCCCCUCCUCUCUGUGUGCUGCAGCGUGUCCCCCCUCUGGGCUCCCUGCUGCCUGUUAUGUGCCACGUGGACGACCUUCACUGGCUGCUGCACCGCCUGCACCCCUCUGUAGCAAAGGCGUUAGAGGGGGAGGGAGGAGGGGGGCCAGCCAGGGCGGGGCACGAGGGGGAAGGUGGGGGCAGAGGUGAUGGGGGAAACAGGGGUGGGGAGAAUGAGAGGGCAGAGCGGGACCAGAAUGGGGGGCAGGGAGCGGGAGGAGUGGCAGCAGAGGGGAGUGAGAGACGACAAGAUGGGGAGGGCCGGGAGGAGGGGGAGGAGGAGAGGGUGGCGGGAGAGUGGCAGCAGGAGGGGGUGGUGCCGUGCUGGGUGCGGCUGAGGAACAUCAGAGCCACGUGCCACGGCGCCAGAGGGGACUGGCUGGGCAUCUUCAACAACUCCAGCCGCCUGAGCCUCGUCAGGGAAUGCUACUCGGACGUAGCAGAGCUGAAAAGCAAGUAUGCAGAGAGGGCAGCGAGUGAGGACGCACACACGCGGAUAGGCAACAUGGCUCUGUGGGCCUCCAUCCACCAGCACACACGCAUCGCCCGUUCCCUGCAGCCGUACUCCACCCUUCGCCAGAUCUACACCCAUCCUGUGGUGCCGUACCGCUUCCGCUGUGCAGCGAGAGUGAUCUUCGCCUCUGCUAUCCACCCCGCCCGCUUCACUGCCUUCGUUCCAGACAAGCCCCACUCCAUCUCCUCCUCUCCUGCCCCCCCGCACUCCUCCACUCCUCUACCUGCCGCUGCCACAUCUGCUGGUGCCGCUGCUGGUACUGAUGCAACCGAGGGGACGGGGGAGGAAGGGACGGGAAAGCGGUCAGGAGAGGAAGGCGUGGAAAGGGCGCGAGCGAAGCUGCAAAAAGGGGAAGGUCAUGCUGACGUGGCAAGGCAGGAUGUUGCUGACGUGGCGAGGCAGGAGGGGGCUGAUGUGGCGCCACAGGAAGAUGCUGAGGCUAAUGUGGCGAGGGAAGCAGUAGGGAAGGGGGUGGAAGAGGGAGAAGGAGGUGGUUCGGGGAAAGCAGCAGAGACAGCAGGCACAUCAGAGGGCGUGGGCGGAGUGGCUUUAGCAAAGGGAGAGUCCACAGGAAAAGCAGGUUCUGGGGUGAAGAGGAAGUGGGCGGCAGGGCUUGUCUUGGUGCUCGAGGAUGCUACGGGGCGGUUGCUCGUCCGCCUCGCCUCACCUAAUGCCGAGGUGUUCUUUUCAGCAACAGCGGAGGAGUUGCGCAAGGAUGCAGGGGUGUCUGCGAGAGCAGCUGCAAGCAUGGCUAUGCUGUUGGGUGUGCCCAGAGACCACGGGCAGGAUACAGAAUUUGACUUUGGACAGCAAGCGCAUGCAGGGAUUGAACGGGAUGCGGUGCAUGAGAAUGAAGAUGCACGGGUGGAAAGGGAAGCACGUAAUCCGCCGUCGAUUGAUUGCUCGAUGGCGCCGCGCGUGCUUGGCCUGCUGGCUUUGAUCGCGAUCUCGGUGGUGGGAUGCGUCGCAUUCUCGGAGGAGCGACCGACGGAUCAGCGCAUCCUCGUGCUGCUAGACGACCUCAAGAAUAAGGACUCCUACUCUAUCUUCUUUAAGAACCUCGCAGAUCGCGGGUACGAAUUGGAUUUGCGCGCGGCGAGGGAUUCGAGUCUCGUGCUGCAGAAGUACGGCGAGUACCUCUACGACGCCGCCAUCAUCCUCGCGCCCGAAGUCUCUUCGUUUGGCGGCGUGGUGGACGUGGCGGCGAUCCUCGACUUCGUGGACUCGGGCCACGACCUCAUCCUCGCGGCGGACAGCGGCGCGUCCGACACCAUCCGCGAUAUCGCGCUCGAAUGCGGCGUGGACCUCGACGAGAACCCCAAGGGCGUGGUGAUCGACCACCAGCAGUACGCGCGGGUGAGCGGGCGCAGGGACGACCACACGCUCGUGCUCGGCAGCAACCUCAUCAACUCUUCCGUCAUCCUCGGCGCUUCCCCCAUCAAGGGCCCCAUUCUCUUCCAGGGGAUCGCCAUGACAGUCUCGCCCACGUCCGAGCUGGUGGUGCCGGUGCUCUCAGGCUCCCCCACGGCCUACGCGGCGGACCCAGCAGCGGCUCUCAAGGAGCCCCCCGCGCUGCAGGGCAAGGCGGUCUCGCUCGUGGCGGCCAUGCAGGCGCGCAACAACGCGCGCGUCCUCAUCUCCGGGUCGCUCGCGCUCUUCACAGACAGUUUCUUCCGCGCAGUGGUGGACGUGUCUGCCACCUCUGCCGACCCGGCCUCACAAAACGCCAAGACCUCCCAGUGGCUCUCGCCGGCCGGCAAUGAGCAGUUUGUCACGGAGCUGUCCAAGUGGACCUUCCACGAAAGGGGGCACCUUAAGGCUGUGAACCUGCGGCACAACAAGGCUGGGGAGAGCACGGAGCCUGCAGUCUACCGUGUCUCUGACCACCUGGAGUUCGCAGUGGACAUCUAUGAGUGGGCGGGCAGCGAGUGGGUGCCAUUCAAGGGCGACGAUGUGCAAGUGCAGUUCUACAUGAUGAGCCCCUACGUGCUCAAGACACUCUCGCACGAUGACAAGGGUCGCUUCUUCACAUCCUUCCAGGUGCCGGAUGUGUACGGCGUGUUUCAGUUCAAGGUGGAGCACAAGCGCCUUGGCUACUCCACCAUCUCGCUCGCCAAGCAGAUCCCCGUGCGCCCCUUCCGCCACGAUGAGUUUGAGCGCUUCAUCCCGGCGGCCUUCCCCUACUACGCCUCCACCUUCUCCAUGAUGAUAGCGUUCUUUGUCAUUGGCUUUGUCUUCCUCUACCACAAGUAA